Messenger RNA from Trifolium pratense (red clover), 1727 nucleotides. Its product is annotated as F-box/kelch-repeat protein At3g23880-like. Gene Ontology annotation, molecular function: protein binding. The record is from RefSeq and is a predicted model, not a curated record. Bases 117 to 1388 code for a protein of 423 amino acids. NCBI's taxonomy places the organism in Eukaryota, Viridiplantae, Streptophyta, Magnoliopsida, Fabales, Fabaceae. The transcript has 2 exons.
CAAUGAAGCUUAGCAAACUCAAACCCCCAAACACAGCUUUACAUUUGAGAUAAUAUCUUGUAUUUCUUCAUUUGUUCUUUUCCACUACUCUACUAGCAAGCCACACUCACGAAGGAAUGGCGCCACCGCCAAGUAGCGACGCCGAUGAACCAAGUGACGUCACUUCGUCCGAUCCACUAACGGAGGAUACAACCGCCACCAAGAAGCGGAGUUUGAACUCCUCCACCGCCGGAACCCUAACAUUACCAUCUUCCUCUUCAAAUACUCCGGAAGAUUCCCUUCACAUACCACUACUUCCCAAUCUUCCAUUCGAGCUCAUCAUAGAAAUCCUCUGCAGACUUCCGGUGAAAUCCCUGAUGCAAUUCCAAUGCGUCCACAAAUCCUGGAAAUCUCUAAUCUCCGAUCGCCAAUUUGCCAAAAAACACCUUCGCAUGUCGACAAAGGAUCAUCACCACCUCAUCACAACUUUGGCUAAUUCGGAACGGGACGGGUUCAGCUACAAUGAUUACCCUCUCACCUCUCUCUUCAAACAAGUCACCACCACCGCCAUGCAACUAGAGCACCUUCUAACAAAUGGUGGAUACCGUUUUGAUCACAUAGUUGGCUCUUGUCAUGGCAUUCUCUGCAUUGCAAUCGGUCCCGGUUCAGUUCUUUUGUGGAACCCUUCCAUUCGGAAAUUUACCAAAUUGCCCUGUUUGGACGAGACUCCACGUCCGGAGCAUGACUAUCAAUUUUCAUUUGGCUAUGAUCAUUCCAGUGACAGUUAUAAGGUUGUUGUUUCGUUGUACAAUGCAAUUGUUUUUAUUAAUGGUAACAGGGUUUUUAAUCCUCUAGUAAAGGUUCAUACUUUAGGUACCAAUUCUUGGAGAACCAUUCAAGACUUCCCUUCUGGUUUGGUACGCGAAGAUUCGUUGCUGGGAAAAUUUGUUUGUGGAACUAUUAAUUGGUUAGCACUUAAAAUUCAGACUCCUCCAUGGAUCAUUAUUUCUCUUGAUUUGGAGAUGGAAUCUUAUCAAGAGAUUGUGCAGCCUGAUUAUGGAGGCGAAACCACCUUGACUUCUUUAAAAUUAGGAGUGUUGAGGGAUUGCUUAUGCAUAUUUUCUCGUAGUAGUGAUACGUUUACAGAUAUUUGGCUUAUGAAGGAAUAUAGAAAUAAAGAAUCUUGGAUCAAAUUAUUCCGUGUUCCUGACAUAAGAGAUCUUGAUUCUUUUCCUUAUGUUUAUCCACUUUAUGUUUCUGAGGAUGAUCAAGUGCUACUGCAGAUUGAGUCAGAAUUGUUUGUUUAUAAUUCCAGAGACAGUACUUUUAAGGAUCUCAAUAUUCGAAACACCAAUGGUGUGACAGGUACAACAGUCUACCAUGAAAGUUUGAUAUCACCAUGUUUUUAAAUGGUGAUAUGUAUGUUAGAAGUUAUGUUAUGCUACUUGUCUACUGGAUUCUUCAACUCCCUAAUUGCAACUUGUAUGUUAAAUCGUUGAUUUACAUUUGUGUUAUGUAUUUUAUGUAUACUGGUCACUUAUUGGUUUAUUGUUUAAUUAUUGGUCAAUGGAAUUUGCAGCAUAGUUCUUUUAUUGUGCCUUUCAUUUUAUGGUCAGUGAUUUGGUUUUCUAAGUGUUAUGCACAAUCACUUGUAUGUUUGAUGCAGUUAAAAAAAAAAACUUGUAUGUUUGUUAAAUUUUUUGCUGACGGCUACACUAGCUUCAUAGAUUGAUAUUCUUGUGCCAAAA